AUGAUUGUCGCUGCUCACAAAAAUGAGGAACAGCGGCCGGCUCUCCAUUUUACGCCCAAGAGAGGGUUCAUGAACGAUCCCAAUGGGCUGGUGUAUAGCAAAGGAGUUUGGCAUCUGUACUACCAACUGGACGACCGAAGUCUCGUGGCCGGCCGACCAGAAUGGGGUCAUGCUACCUCGACAGAUCUAUUGAAUUGGAAGAGGCAUGAGAAGGCCAUAAAAGCGCCAUCGGACAGUGAAUCGAUAUAUUCCGGCUGCUGUGUGGUUGAUUACAACAACACGUCGGGUCAAUUUGACGAGGAGUCAACCGACCCAGACGAUCGGAUUGUCGCCAUAUAUACGCUCCACCACAACCUUCAAGGGGGGGAGCACCACCAAAUGCAAAAUGUCGCCUUUAGCUACGACGGAGGCUGUACAUUCACUCAGUACAAGCACAACCCGGUACUCGACCUAGGCUGGUCAGAUUUCCGUGACCCAAAGGUAUUGUGGCAUGCUCCGUCAAACCAGUGGGUCAUGGUUGUCGCAAAGUGUCAUCAAUUCAGGCUCGGUUUCUACGGCAGCCCGGAUCUUGUCCGUUGGCAUCAUCUGUCCGACUUUGAAGGCUCCGGUGUCCGAGGGUACCAGUAUGAGAUGCCCGACUUGGUGCAGGUCCCAUUUGACGACGACCGCACCCGAAAGAAAUGGGUGCUUUUCUUGAGUAUUGGCCCCGGUGGUGCCCCCUUGGGCGGAGGAAGUUUUACUCAAUACUUCUUGGGUGAUUUCGAUGGCACCACCUUUGUCAGUGAUGACAAUUACCUGCGGACGGCAGAUUGGGGCAAAGAUUGGUACGCUGCACAGACUUGGUUCGUUCAUGAUUCUCCCCACGACGGCGGCGAGGGCGAGGACGAGGACGAGGAUGAGGUAUGUGGUAUCGGAUGGGCGAGCAACUGGCAAUACUGCAACCGCGUCCCCGCCCAGCGACAUCGAUCUGCCAUGUCACUUCCUCGCAAGUUUACCGUCCGCGAGGUCCCGUUGAACCCAACCACAAAGUCCUUGUCACUCAUAUCGAGGCCUGUCGACCUUGAUGGCGUUAGAUUGCCUCGCAUCAGCAGUCACAGCGACAACAACACCAACACCAACGGGAUGGUUGAUUAUACCAACGGUUCGGCAAACACAAACCCCAAAGUCAACCACAUAAGCAUGAAGGAGGAAGAGGAAGAGGUUAUCAUAUACAAGAGACACAUGAACGCCCAAUCCGGUUCGUUCGAGUUCAAACUCAAGAUCAAUUUGAGGACUCGUCCUCCUGCAAGGGUGUCUGUGGACAUUUCAAACCCCAGCGGUCACUCGGUCCGUCUCCACUUUGUGUUUGAAAAUCAGGAAGGGAUGUUCAUCUCCAUGGAUCGGGGUAGGAUCCGAACUGGCUCUUCCUGGGACCAUCCUCUGUUUGACGACAAGGUCUCCAUGUGGGUUCCAAACACCCAGGGCAGCGACUACGACGUCCACGUCGUGAUAGAUGCCUACGUGUGCGAACUGUUCGCCCUGGACGGCGCUUAUGCAUUCACCAACACUUUCUUCCUCGAGGACGGCGUCGCGUCGACUUUGACGGUGUCACGAGACAAAACCUCUGCCGAUGUCACGGCAGAAGUUUUGGACGUCUACGAACUCUGUCCGCUCAAGGCGUCAACGGCAGAGUGA
Molecule: messenger RNA, 1674 nt
Organism: Exophiala oligosperma
Lineage: Eukaryota; Fungi; Ascomycota; Eurotiomycetes; Chaetothyriales; Herpotrichiellaceae
Exons: 1
Coding region: 1-1674 (557 amino acids)
Biological process (GO): sucrose catabolic process
Cellular component (GO): fungal-type vacuole
Molecular function (GO): sucrose alpha-glucosidase activity
Source: RefSeq, a predicted model, not a curated record